This is a messenger RNA of Rhagoletis pomonella (apple maggot), 1730 nucleotides long. RefSeq names its product POU domain, class 6, transcription factor 2-like. The record is from RefSeq and is a predicted model, not a curated record. Lineage: Eukaryota; Metazoa; Arthropoda; Insecta; Diptera; Tephritidae.
UUGGCUCGCUGCUUUGGUGUUGUCUCCGCUUUCUUGCUAGCUUCGUGUCCACUAGCGCGCAUUCGCUCGUUUGUUGCCUCAUUCGCUCGUUUGUGGUUUGUACACCUUUUGGGCACCAACCGCACCACCACUCCACUCCAACACACUCCACAUCACAGCACACAAAAUAAUAGUCGAGUUCGAGACGAAAUUUUUUGUUUUAGCCAAGAAAAAGCAGUGCACUGUCGAUGCAAAAGUUUCGACAAUAAAACUAGACCAACUUGGAAAAAAAUGUAAAUAAAAUGUUGUCAACAAAUUUGAAAGUAAACCAACUGCUUGCAUCAAAAAGUCGAAAAGUUGAACGUAUUGAGAGCUUACCAAUAGGCGCACAAUACUAAAAGUGAGCAAAGUAUAUGCAAACAAUCGCGCUUCAAAGUGUCAAAGUACUACACCGAAAGAAAAUUGUUAAAAAAAAAUAAUCAGCCGGAUGAGAUUUUAAAUUAAAUCAAAUCACAUCAGUGAAUUUAAGUGCCAAUACUACUAAAUAGAAAUUUAAUUUAUUCGUAAAUGUUAAAAUACAACUCACGCACGUAUGCCUCUAUAUAUAUAGAUUCACACAUACAUACUUACUUACAUAUGCAAGUGCUGUAAAAUCGCAUUGAAAGCAAAAGUGCAUAAAAAAUAUUAAUAUUUCCUUAUGAUUUUGUCAUGAAUCAGUACACUCCAGAAAUAUCAACUUAUAAACCUAAAGCUAGACAAGCGAUCGCGACAGCAACAAUAACAAAAACAAAGAGCAUCCAGAGCAAUCGAGUAAUCGAUAUCGACGAAAUAGCCAAUAUAUGUACAGCCUGAGAUCGACGCGACGAAAUGUAUUUAUUGGCAACCGUUUCCACAACUGCUGACCAACGAUAGCAACAUCAACAACAAGAGUAACAGGAACUGUAACUGAAACGGCAAAAAAAAAACGACUUCGAUGUCAACCACAUUUAUGUGUCCAGCCACAGCUGUCUGUAACAAGUCGAUUGCAGGUAAAGGCGUAUUAUGCUGUAGCAUCAUUUUCUGCUAACAAAUUUUACACCAAGCCGUUCUUAUUGCCGCAAUUGCCCCCAACAGCUGCCGCUAAUGCGCUCUAAAUAAAGCGAAAUACCAUAAGUGCCAUACACAAACAAAGAAAAGCCGUUAAAACGUAACGCAAAGUAACGCAACGCAACGAAUUCCGUCCACAUAUACUGAGAUUCUAAGUGCCGUUUACAAAAGUAAAAACAAAAUCAAAAAAGUUUUAAACAACAAGCAACGCAUAUAACUUUAAGAAAUUAGUAAUUAAGGAUAUAGGACAUAGUCAAGAAAAGAGCUUCCAAAAGUUAAACGAAACAGACAAGCAGUAAGCAGUAAGUUUAAAGUAGCACUAAAUACAAGAAGUAAAGGGGAAAACAUAUUAACUUAGAAAGCCAUAGAACGUAAAAAAGGAUCAGCGAAGCGUAGCUUAGCAGCAUUGAAAUCAUUUGAAGGCUUAAACGUACAUGAAAGCUCUUACCAACGACGUGGCACACGUGAAAGCUUGUCAUUGCGCUCGAAAGCUCUUGCAACGUUCAAAACGAGUAUAAAAAGCUGCGUGAAAGCUUCGCUCAAAAAUUAUACCACUACGCGUGCCUCAAACUGGAGCUUAAGCAUAAGAAGCAUAAGAUGUCCGCAUCGCCCGCCACCACUAGUGUCAUCACCUCAAACGAACUUGCCAUACAACAACAACAACA